Gasterosteus aculeatus aculeatus (three-spined stickleback) is the source of this 6685-nucleotide messenger RNA. RefSeq names its product phagosome assembly factor 1-like. Lineage: Eukaryota; Metazoa; Chordata; Actinopteri; Perciformes; Gasterosteidae. The record is from RefSeq and is a predicted model, not a curated record. Gene Ontology annotation, biological process: Golgi to plasma membrane protein transport. Gene Ontology annotation, cellular component: synaptic vesicle membrane; trans-Golgi network; dendrite.
UGAAUUAUCAGCUCACCCGGCUGGCUGUUGUUGAUGCCUGAAGUUGCUGCUGUGUUGCUCUUAUCAGCGCCUGACGUUGGAGACAAACUAAAGCCGAGCAGAGGACGCGUCGGGCUUUUACCGGUAGGCGAGUUCACGAGUUACGAGGAAAAGCGCUCGAGCAGCAGAAGCGCGCAGGAAGCCCCGAAGCCUGGAAGCGGGUUAAAAGGAAGACGGCGAGACCGCAAUCAGCUCUCUUUGUUUACGUCGCGACUGUCUGAACCGCGACAUUUCUUUUGUUUGCCUCCGAUCUAGAAUCGUUUUCUGCACGACCGUUAUUUAUGUUCCUACUUUAUUCCCGUGACGCGCAGGAGCAGCUAGCUCCUAAAAUAACGUUGGCGCAGAUAAACGGCGUUGGAGCUUCGCUGCUUUCGUAACCGCCCGAGGGGGACAAACAGCGACAGAGACAAACAGCGACGAUACUCGGGCUACCCUGUUUUCUUGUUGUUUUUCAGGUGUCUUAUCACUGGGUCAGUCGGUCUGUUUGGAGACCAGACAGAUGAUGUUACAUCGGAGCCUGUGUGAGAAGUGUGUCUGUUGAACACGUCUGUUUAUUCCUGAAGUUGAAUCGAGGGAAUUAAUCUAAUUAGAUUUAAAACCACCACAACUGGUAAACGGAUCACUUACAGCUGCCCUUGUAGGUUCAGCUUGGCGUGCAGGUCACAUCAUCUGUUUGUGUGCAAGCUGUCAGGUCUCACUGACUGCUGUUUAUAACACUAACCUAACACUUUUUUUGUUUUCAUUUUAUUUCUUUAAUAACCUAUGACAUGUGAUAAACUGGCCGCCUAUUACUGUAAACCGUGGUUUGAGUAGCUGUUAGAUGCUCACAAGCGGGUAAAACGUAGCUAGUUAUGAAUUGAAAUAGUCAUCAAACUACUGAGACUGCGCUGUGGUCAGGGACCGACCGGCGAGGAGAAAGGGUCCCUCACAGGGCCCCAUCGUGUCCUGAGGUGAGCGGCCCCCCACUACUUGCCAAUGCUGGACCUUGAGGUGGUGCCGGAGAGAUCACUGGGAAAUGAGCAAUGGGAAUUCGCCUUAGGGAUGCCGUUGGCCCAGGCCAUCGCUAUUCUGCAGAAACACUGCCGCAUCAUCAAAAAUGUGCAGGUGCUAUACAGUGAACAGACACCACUCAGCCAUGACCUCAUACUGAACCUGACUCGGGAUGGGAUCAAACUGGUCUUUGAUGCCACCAAUCAGAGACUCAAGGUGAUUGAAGUGUACGACCUGAGCAUGGUCAAGUUGAAAUACUGUGGACUCCAUUUCAACUCUCAGGCCAUUGCCCCCACAAUAGAGCAAAUAGACCAGUCAUUUGGAGCCACGCACCCCGGAGUAUACAAUGCUGCAGAACAGCUGUUCCAUCUCAACUUUCGAGGCCUGUCCUUUUCCUUUCAACUGGACUCAUGGAAUGAAGCUCCAAAAUACGAGAUUCCACAUGGCGCCAUGGUCAAGAGGAUGCACAUCUACACCGGCAACAACCUGCAGGAAACAAGGGCUCCCGCGAUGCCGUUGGCUUGUUUCCUGGGUAACAUCUUUGCAGAAAGCGUUGAUGUCCUGAGAGACGCUGCAGGGCCUCUGGGGCUUAAACUCCGACUUCUCACCGCAGGUUGUGGUCCUGGUGUGAUGGCUGAUUCAAAAGUGAGAUCCCUAGAAAGGAGCAUCUCCUUUGGGGAUUCGUGUCAGGAUGUACUGGGUGCUCUGGGCUCGCCACAUAAAGUCUUCUACAAGUCCGAGGACAAGAUGAAGAUCCACUCUCCGUCACCUCACAAGCAGGUCCCUUCAAAAUGUAACGACUACUUCUUCAACUACUUCACCCUCGGAGUGGAUAUCCUGUUUGACUCGGCGACUCACCUGGUUAAGAAGUUUGUUCUACACACCAACUACCCCGGCCAUUACAACUUCAAUAUAUAUCAUCGAUGUGACUUUAAGAUUCCACUCGUCAUUAAGAAAGGAGCCGAUUCUCAGACGGAGGACUGCCUGCUAACAACCAACAGCAAGUGGGAUCAGAUUCAGGAGCUGCUCGGUCACCCGAUGGAAAAACCUGUCGUGCUCCACAGGUCCUCAUCAGCAAAUAACACCAACCCAUUCGGCUCUACAUUCUGCUUUGGACUGCAGAGGAUGAUCUUUGAGGUGAUUCCGAAUAACCACAUAGCAUCCGUGACCCUUUAUGGGGCUCAUCGGACCUCGAGUCAAACCCGACCCGAGUCCAACAGCAGUUCCCACUGAAUCAGUAACUAGAACCUCAUCCCAUCCCAUUCUGGCCUGUCCUGAGUCGAGUAUCUCUGCUGACUGAAUGUCUAACCAGCGCCAGAUUCAUUACCAAGCAGACUGUAACCAGAGCAACAAAGUAAUUCCUACCACGCUCAGAUGCUACUCACUGAACGGAACAGAAACCAGAAUCCAGAAUAACCAAGUAGCACCUGGUUCGAUUCAACCUUUCCUGCUGGCUCCCCGAGACUCUCUCUCCCAAUCAGACAACAUCUGGUCGCCACAGUCAACCCAACCCGGACUAUCCCAGGAACCAGGAUGCAGUGACAUGGUCGACAGUCGAUGGCACUAUCGGAAUAAUGUCUUGGUGGUGUGAGAAUAUCAAGCUCUCUGUGCUCAAAUAGCGCUGAGCUGUUUCCUGUUUCCAUCCAGUGACUCAAUUUGCCCAGAAACCACAGAACAGUACGUCCAGGCUGCAGUUUGGAUGGCAUUCUUCCACGGCUGCCUUUCUAUUGGACAAAAAACUCCAUCACUUUGUGGUGAGAUGAUCAGCAAUAUCAUCUGAACACACAUCUCUACAUAAACUGCUUGAGCCAAGGUCUUGAAACAAACUCUUGCUUGACCCACUAAAUAAACAUCAACCAACCACACUGCCAGCCCAACCAGUACCGCCUUCCUGCCACAGCCGAAGAACCAUGCUCGACCAGCCCAAUCAAAGACCUGACACAUUUAAACCGCAAACAUUCAACCCAAUGGGCCCAAACAAAAGCCUUCAGAGCACAUUGGAAACUCUUUAAGAAUUUUAAGCAGAAACGCAUGAUAACCCAGAUGUUUUCAGACAAGAGAAGAACCAAACGCCUGUAGGGUUUGGGCAUACAUGUGGCACAUGUGAAGCCUCCCCGAGGCAAAACGGUCCAAACAUUGUCAACAGUAUUGUCUCCCUCUCAAACCGUCCUACUCAACAGUUCUACACAGUUCAAACGCACACUCUCAAGCACAGCACUCAACACUAUUAACCCACCACAGCUGUUGUUAUGUGCAGCUCUAGAUGUUGUUGUGUCUGUCUCUUAUUCACACACACGCACACACAUAUUUGGAUAAAUGAGCAUCCGCAUGUAUAAGGAGGCUGUUACGAAGUUUUCACAGCAUCCGAUUCAAACACGCACAUAUAUUUAGUCUCUCCACUCAUAUGUGUACAUGUGUUUCCAACCCACAAAAUAUGGUUUAUCUUUUAGCGUUUUUUUAAUGCAAACCAAACAUGCAGACAUGACACAAGGAUUUACAUGCAAGAUGAUGAUUUUGAAUGAGGAAAGUUAUGAGCACAAACUGGCAACCUGUUUCUAUUUGUAUUUGGUCCUGCGUGUCGUGAGGGGCCUACACUCGUCUGCCCUGCUUCAUUCGUUCACAUCAUGACCAUUUUCACCGUGUUCUCUUUUUACAUUUCCACUAAUUUACACAUUUUUACUUGAUGGCUUCAUUGAGCCCUCUCCUCACACACAGAUUUGUGGAGGCGAUUCGGAGAGAUGGUGGUGUGCGUGUUUUUAUCCACGAGCUUAGUCGUAAGACGGGUCCUCCCACAGUGCACGAUGUAUGUGGUCAUAUCAUCUGUGUUACCUUCAUCCGCCUGUUCCCUUCUCUACACGUGAUCGAUGCGUCACAAUUCUUCCCGCAGUAAUGUCUGCAUUUAUUGUUGUAUUGCCAAAUGCUUCAGCCAAAGACGAUUCCGCAGGAUUUCAUGUGAUCAGCGGACAUUAUUGUGCAGAGGGUCGUUAGUUGUCUGUCCCCCUUCUCUUGUGUCUUGUAUGUCAAACCUGAACAUUUCAGUCAUUGCCGCGGUAACGCCUCUAAAUUCAGCUCCUUGUUUCUGUAAUUGCUGGCUUACAGCCAGAGAUACUUUAACAAUAGUAGUGUUCUAUUGUAUACUUGUUUGUUGUUGUCAGAGCUAUAAUUAAAAAACAUCCUCUGUGAAUUCAGUAUAUUUAAACCCAUUUAGGAAAUGGGAAAGACCAUUAUCAUUCCGUUAUAACAUUUGAUUCCCUCCAAAAGACUGAAUUUGGAAUAUUUUUUCUCAUAGGCAUUUAAAUAAACUGUUUAAUCAAUUGAUCCUUUUGAUACAUAUUUCAUUUGUUUUGUUUUUCCUUUACUGUUGAAUUUGUGAUUGCAUGUACCAGCACACGUUAAGACAUCGAUGUUGAAGUCAGGACACCUUUACAUAACCAAAUAUUGAAAGCAACUGAGGAAUUGAGUACAAUAAGGCUGCUUGAAGAUGGUUUCCAGUGCAGUAUUUUAGGAUCUACACAAAGAUGUCUUGUUUGUAACAACUUGAAGUCAGUUUCGACGUGUUCAAGUGGCUUCACUGUGGCAUUUUUAUAUCCAUUACUUGGGUUGUCUUCAUGUUCUUUACUAACCCAAACUAACUAAAUCAAAUAGAUGAUUGAUUUCAUCCUUCAUUGAAACAAGUUGCAUCACAGUGGGAGUUAGCUUGUUACAAGCAACAGUCAAACAACAUUACUGCAUUUCUGAUUCAUUAUUCAUUAUAUUAUUGAAUAGGAAAGACUUUUACAAUUAUAGCCUAUAUUUACAGCACUAUUUCAUGUGGUAUUUUACCACACAAGAAUACCUGUGGGAAUUAAUUUAUGUGCUGUGAAAGUGUUGGUUUGGCUGUUCUGACAUACAAUUUUUUAUGUAUUUAGGCCCUGUUUCUUCAAACUGAUGUUGUACAAAUGCUGUAAAUAGCUGAGUGCUCUUAGUUGGCAUCCUUUUAUUUACAUGCUCUUAUUGGCUUUGUAAUGACAUAACUGACUCAGGCUGAGUGUUUUAAAAUGUCCUCCUUAAAGCCCGACUGCAUCAUUGAGAAGCAGUUAUUUUUGUACUGUAGACCACUGUAUUUGUGUGCACUGCUGAGGCUGCAGGUACUCUGUUGAUUCCACAAAAACAUCUUAAAAUAGAAAAGCUCCAUUUGUGCUGGAAGGGAAACAAUCUCAAAUCUGUACUGGAGGAGAACUUGUGUUUUCAAGCGUAAACAACUAGAAAUCAAUAUUUUAUUUGCUGCAGUCCGAAUGUGUACUAGUUGAGGUGAUUGGGUUUUGGGGCGCAUGAGAUAUGAAUGUUUUACAGUCUGGUUUCUUACACUCCGAUCCAAAAAGCUAGCUGAUGUUUCAAGAUAAAUUGAACAAAUAGUGUUUGUUUGUUUUUAUUGAGCUCCACUAAUGUUAGGAACCUGGAACCACAAAGUUCCCAAAUCCUGCUUUGGUUGAUCUGCAUGACUUGAACACGGAAACCCAUUUAAUAUAAUUGCCAUGAUGGCUAUAUUCCAACGUUUUGCUCAAAUUUGCUUUUGUACAAGUAAAUACGUGAAAAUUAAGGGAAACGCAGUUGAACCUCAAAUCCUACCGAGCCCGUCUUUGACUUCUGUCUUUAUCCCCUCUGUACAAAAUGAUCUCAUUGUACAUAUAGUUAUAGACUAUAUUUAAUCCCCACUGAACAGUACGUGUGUGUAUGUAAUGGAGGAUUAGCAGCGAGUUAACGUAUGGCCUUGUCUGUUUUAGUUUUCUUGGAAGGCUGGUUUAGGAUCACCGAGACAAGGCAAAAGUUAGUUCUCUGUUUCCCUAAACGUAACGUACAUGUAGGCUACUCGUUGUGGAAUGUCAAUGUUAUUAAUGCCAAACAAACAGAACAAUGUGUUCACAACCCUUCAAGGCUCAUCAUGUUUAGUUACUAAGGAAUAAAUGAUUUUAGAAAUGCAGUUCUUCUUUUAGACCUGAAGGAAACCCAUUCCUCGCCUGCAUCAACAAUAUUCAUUGAUUAUUCCUCAAAACAACUUGUUAUUUAAGCGUUGCUGCUUUGGAAACGGAUGGCUCAAUGGUGAUAUGAAAAAACAAACAAUAUUCUUUCAAACCAUACAUACAUGCUCAAUGAUUAUAGGGAAUCUGAUUAUUCAAUAUAUAAUUCACUCCAUAAAACCGCUCGAACCGUUAACCCAGUUUUGGUAAACUGAGCCCAGGGAGGGCUACGGGUCGCUGGGCAGGAAAACUCACCCGAACUCAGGUGGACUUAUCCCAUCCUUGUUUUUCUAAAAUGUUUCCUGUAGUUAAUAAGUGAAAAGUAAGCAUGUCUUUUUAAUCCAAAUGCUAAAAUAAGUUCAUUAAUACUGAAUGCAGAAAAGUCCAAUUAUUUUCGCAUUUCCACUGAACAAAAUGCAAUCACAAUACUAUAUAGUGCAUAGAGAAAGAUUCGGUUGACUGCAGCUUUGGUACAGCACAAUAAUUAUCGCUGCGUUGUGAAGGUUGCUGAGAUAAGCUUCUGCUGGUAACUCAAAUGGGAUAAUUCGGCUGGACUGUAAUGAAAAGAAAUUCCCUCAUCAAUGUCAAAGUUCAUUGUAUGUACAAACAAGAUAUAAAAAUGUGAUGAAAACAUUUAAUAAAAAUGUGGAUGUGCAAAA